CGCCGCUCCAUCUCACUUCUUCUGAUUUCUUCUUCGUAGUCCUGCACCGGGGGGAAACUGCAAUGGCGUCAGAGAAGAAGCUUUCAAACCCAAUGAGGGAGAUAAAGGUGCAGAAGCUUGUACUCAAUAUCUCCGUCGGUGAGAGCGGGGAUCGUCUCACUCGUGCGGCAAAGGUCUUGGAACAACUAAGUGGCCAAACUCCAGUUUUCUCCAAGGCGAGGUACACUGUUAGGUCUUUUGGGAUCAGGCGUAAUGAGAAGAUUGCUUGCUACGUGACGGUGAGGGGAGAGAAAGCGAUGCAGCUUUUGGAGAGUGGUUUGAAGGUGAAGGAGUACGAGUUGUUAAGAAGGAACUUUAGUGACACUGGCUGCUUCGGGUUUGGUAUUCAGGAGCACAUUGAUCUGGGUAUCAAGUAUGACCCUUCAACUGGUAUCUAUGGUAUGGAUUUCUAUGUGGUGCUGGAACGCCCAGGAUACCGUGUAGGUCGCCGCCGCCGUUGCAAGUCUCGUGUUGGAAUUCAGCACAGAGUUACCAAGGAAGAUGCAAUGAAGUGGUUCCAGGUCAAGUAUGAAGGUGUCAUCCUAAACAAGUCCCAAACAAUUGCUGGCUCUUAGAGAGUUGUUUUUCUUACCUUUUUUGUUACUAGUUUGUUGUCUCUUUGCCUUUUGGAUGGUUUCUACUACUGGGUUGUUACAAUUUCCUUGAAGAGAUUUCCCGAUGAGUUGCUUGAAUCUGAAGCGCUGUUUAUGAUUUCUGUUAUAUGAUAAAAGAUUUAUCUCUUGAUUAGCA
Carica papaya (papaya) is the source of this 789-nucleotide messenger RNA. RefSeq names its product large ribosomal subunit protein uL5. Gene Ontology annotation, biological process: translation. The record is from RefSeq and is a predicted model, not a curated record. Gene Ontology annotation, cellular component: ribosome. Lineage: Eukaryota; Viridiplantae; Streptophyta; Magnoliopsida; Brassicales; Caricaceae. Gene Ontology annotation, molecular function: structural constituent of ribosome.